Chrysemys picta bellii (western painted turtle) is the source of this 2363-nucleotide messenger RNA. RefSeq names its product BAG cochaperone 4 (gene BAG4). Gene Ontology annotation, molecular function: adenyl-nucleotide exchange factor activity; protein-folding chaperone binding. Gene Ontology annotation, biological process: protein stabilization. Gene Ontology annotation, cellular component: cytoplasm; cytosol; nucleus. The record is from RefSeq and is a predicted model, not a curated record. NCBI's taxonomy places the organism in Eukaryota, Metazoa, Chordata, Testudines, Emydidae.
AGCGGGCGGGCUUCGCGCAGGCGCGGUGGCGUGGCAGCGAGCCGGCAGCGGCGCUGGUAAUGUCUGCCCUGCGGCGGCUGUUCUACGGCCCCGAGGCGGAGCGGGCUCGGCCGGAGCCGGAGCCGCCCCCGGGUCCCUGGGGCAUGGAAGCCCGGGCGUGCCCGCAGCACCGCGCGGCCGGGCCGGCCUGGCCCGGGGGCAGCUACUGCCCCGUGGGGGGGAGCGGCUGGGACAGGCCCGGCCGGGGCGGCGGCCCCCAGGAGCAGCCUCCUUAUCCUGGAUAUGGUUCCAACUACUGGAACUCUGCGGUGCAGCCUAGAGUUCCCUACCCAAGUCCGUACCCCGCUGGACCUGAGUUACAAAGCCAGGGACUGGAGUCUCCCUACACAAAUGGAGCCUAUGGCGCACCUGGGGCUGCUCCACACUAUGCUAAUCUGCCACAGUCAAACACUUACUAUUCUGGGCACUCUCGGGCCUCCUACCCGGCAGAGUCUCCGAGCAUGUACCGACCGCCAUCGGCAGCCUCGCAUUGGCAUUAUCCCCCACCAGACUGCCCCCCGGAAGGCCCCUCUCUCAGGAGGCAGGCCCCAGGAUACUCCCCACCACCGACCCCAGGUAUGCCUGUCCCACACUAUCCAUAUGGAGGAGAUACCAACCCUGGCAUUCCACAGCAAGGGCCACCACCACAACCAAGACCCCAGGAUGAAUCGUGGGCUUCCUCUGGCAUCUAUGGAAUGCAGCCACGUUACGCCUGGCCUGCUGCUUCGACACCCCAAGGAAGUCCAUUUGUUUCAGAAUCCUCUCCAUCCUGGCCUGGCAAUGGAGCCCCUUCUCCUCAUCCUCCAGCUCAUGAUACAAAGGAUACUACUUAUGACAAACCAGACCAAGGAGCAAACCACAACAACUACUUCCCAGAAGUCAAUCAUCAGCCCUCUGGGACUAUGAAUGAUCAUAAGUCAACUCAAUUCAACACCAAACCAUCCCAUUUCAAUCCCAAAGUGCAAUACAGUGCACAGCCCCAAAUGUAUGAUAAUGUACCUAGGAAACCACCUUUGAACCAGGAUGCAGGUUUUAAACCCAGCGACCAGCCUUUGUCAAAAUCCCUGGGAAUGCAGGCAGGGAUUCAAAGAGUUAUGCAAGUUAUGGAGGAGGUCGAGGAGUUGGAGCAAGAGGUGGAUGAAUUUGUAGGAAAAAAGACAGACAAAGCAUACCGGCUCCUGGAGGAAAUGCUGACCAAGGAGCUGUUGGAACUGGAUUCCAUAGAGACUCGUGGCCAGGACAAUGUUCGACAGGCUAGGAAGGAGGCUGUUCAUAGAAUCCAGGCCAUACUGGAAAAACUGGAAAAAAAGGGAUUGUGAAAGACAGAUGGUAACAACUCAAGGCCUGCUAUGGACAGCCCAAAGCGCUCUGGUUAGGCUUAAUUCUCAGCCUGCUUCUAACUACUUCGUUGACCACGAAAAGCAAUAAAGUCUGACUAUACUUUAAUUUUUUUUAAACCCAAAAAUGAUAAAUUGGCUGUGGACGAAUGAAGGCAGGAUUGAAACAUCAGUCCUGAAUUUUCAGGUGGUUGUUCCAGGCCAACGAAUGUACAGACAACUAUGGAAUUCUGACACUGCCAAACAAAGUGCUUUUGCCUGUGUGGGUGUCUACGUGCUUUUCAUCAGCAGGAGAGGAAUCCGUUGUAUGGAACAGACUUUUCUGUACUAGGCCAAAUGUGUGUCUGUAGAUGCCACCUGCUGCCCCAUGGCUUCUUAAACAGCUGGAAUUUGUUAGUUACAAAGGCAUUGCCACACACAGCAAGUACAACAAGACUUCAGGCUCUUGGACCACUAUUCUUGUGUAUUAUUUACAGCUUUAUCACUCUAGUCAUUGAGAUUGAUGUGUAUUGUUCUGUGUCUUUUUGGUGCACGCUGUAGUACUGUCUUGAAGUACUGGUGGAAGAGACCAUAUUAGGUCAAUAUGGCAACUUCACACUGUUUUCUUCUAUAUAUUGAAGAGCUAUUCAGUGAUGUUUUAUGUGGGGGAGCGGUAAUAAGGAACACAAUUGGGAGCUUUUGAAUUCUGCCUCUAAAAAGGCAGUGGUGCAAAUGAGAGAUGGCGGCAUGAUCCUAGGAAGUGAAACAUUUGAAAAUGAUUUUUCAUGGCAAAUUGGGGUAAAAAUCCACUUUUUAAUUGUAACGUCCUUUCACAUAAUGCAGUUUUGUAUUCCACUAUAAUCUGCAUAACUGGUGGUUCUGUACAGUGCACUGUGGAGGGGAGAGGUAAAUCAUCUGCCUUUAACUGGGGGGCUACCACAUCUGAAAUUAAGUAGUCAUUACUGUGUAUGACAAGAGAAAAUAAACUCUGGCAAGUUUUAAACAUCA